Parnassius mnemosyne (clouded apollo) is the source of this 501-nucleotide messenger RNA. The record is from the annotation of a GenBank genome assembly. NCBI's taxonomy places the organism in Eukaryota, Metazoa, Arthropoda, Insecta, Lepidoptera, Papilionidae.
AUGCGGUACCUUGAGGAUCACCAGCUGAUUAGUGACCGCCAAUACGGUUUUCGUCGGGGUCGAUCAGCUGGUGAUCUUCUGGUCUACCUGACCCAUAGAUGGGCGGAGGCAGUGGAGUCCAAGGCUUUCGAUCGGGUUUGGCACAAAGCGCUUCUUUCGAAGCUCCCUUCCUAUGGGCUUCCCGAGAAAUUGUGCAAUUGGAUCACCAGCUUUCUUGCUGAUCGGAGCAGCAAGGUCGUUGUAGACGGUGCAUGCUCCGACUACAAGCCUAUUAAUGCUGGUGUUCUACAAGGCUGCGUGCUAUCACCAUCGCUGUUUCUUCUGCAUAUCAAUUAUAUGUUGCAAACCGGUAGCAUUCAUUGCUAUGCGGAUGACAGCACUGGUGGUGCUCUAUACACCGGCCGUGCCAAUAUUUCUCGGGAAAACGUCGCCGAGUACCGGAACAAACUUGUGUCUGAAGUCGAGUCUUUGCUGAACAAUGUCUCGGAUUGGGGCGACUAA